Molecule: messenger RNA, 4714 nt
Organism: Bacillus rossius redtenbacheri
Lineage: Eukaryota; Metazoa; Arthropoda; Insecta; Phasmatodea; Bacillidae
Product: aminopeptidase N-like
Exons: 17
Coding region: 77-2797 (906 amino acids)
Biological process (GO): proteolysis
Cellular component (GO): cytoplasm
Source: RefSeq, a predicted model, not a curated record
GCGGCCGGUCGUGACCCGCCAGUCGCCCCGCAGCUGGGUGCCAGGGUACUCGCUGCUCGCCGGCAGGUCCGCAGCCAUGAGGGUCGCCGAGGUGCUGCUGGUGCUGCUGGUGCUGUGGUGCUCGAGCUGCGGUGCCAGCCUGGACGCGGCGGACGCGCUGAGGCACCAGCACGACUUCUACCUGCCGCGCGCCGUGGUGCCCCGGGCCUACCGCGUGCGCCUGGUGCCGCGCCUGGAGGAGGGCGACUUCUCGGGCGAGGUGUGGGCGCGCGUCAGCUGCCUGGAGGCCAGCGACUCCAUCACGCUGCACGCGCACCAGGACCUCAACACCACGUCGGCGGGCCUCAGCGUGCGCCGGCUGCCGGCCGACCCCGCCAGCAACGACAGCGAGGAGGUCCCGGUCAGCAGCACGAAGAAGAACUUCGCCAAGCAGUGGUACAUCAUCAUGCUGGGCGAGAAGCUGCAGAGAGGCGUUGACUACGAGCUGCACGUGGCCUUCUCCGGCAAGCUGGACAGCGCGGUGGCAGAGGCCUUCUUCCGCGGCAGCUACGUCGACCAACGGUCCCAGGAGACCAGCUGGUACGCUGCCACGUCCAUGAAGACCACCAAGGCCCGCCAGGUGUUCCCGUGCUUCGACGAGCCCGCCCUCAAGGCCAGCUUCCAGAUCUCCGUGGCGGCGCGCAGGAAGUACCACGUGUGGUCCAACAUGCCGCUCAAGGACACCCAGGACAUGGAAGACAAACCUGGCUGGCUGUGGCACCACUUCCCCGCCACUCCCCUCAUGUCCACUUUCUCUGUGGGCGUGUUCAUCUCGGACUUCCACUACACGAGCAGCAUGAUACCAAAUGGCUACAUACGACUGUCUUCUCGCCCAGAGCUACUCGAAAGUUUGGAGAAAAUUAACAGACUUUCAGCUGUAGCUUUCAACUUCGCAGAAGAGUUUACGAACGUCUCCUACCCAUUGGAGAAGCUAGACGUCGUAGUUCUGCCGGUCAACUCCAGCGACUUUCUGGCCAACAGCUGGGGCUUGAUCAUGAUGAGGGAGAGCGACCUGGAGGGCGCGAUGCUGGGGCGGCUCGUGGCGCGCGCGGUGCUGACCCAGUGGGCGGGCCACCUCGCCUCGCCCUACUGGUGGAGCGCCGUCUCCCUCAGCUCUGCCCUGGUGGACCACCUCGCCGCGCAGCAGCAGAGCGCGACUGCUGAGAGUGACGGGUGUCCUCUGGACACGUCGCUCACAGACUCCGAGGCGCAGCAUCAAGCAGCCACAGGCCACGAGUAUGCUCACAGAGUUUUUCAGUUACUGCGUCUGCUGAAUUACUCGUUGACUGGAGAUGUGUUCCGGCAGGGAAUAUCCAGUUUCCUGGAAGACAGGCAGUACAAGACGUUCACGGAGCACGACCUGUGGGCGGCGCUGAUGGCGAAGGGCCGGCAGCUGCAGGCGCUGCCGGACGGCAUCGACAUGCAGGACGUGGCGAUGUCGUGGCUCGGCAAGCAGCACCGCCCCGUGCUCACCGUCACCAGGGACUACGAGGCCAACACGGCCGUCCUCCGCCAGCACGUGUUCCUCCGCGAGCGCCCGCACAACAUCCCCGGCAAGGACCGGAUGCUGUGGUACAUCCCAGUGAUGUACGUCUCCGGCGACAACUCCAGCGCGACCGACCUGCGCCCCACGGCCUGGCUGAGGAACGAGCGCCAGAUCACCGUGGAGGACCUUCCAGGACCGGAGUCCUUCGUCGUCGUCAACCCCGAGCAGAUCGGGGAGUUCGCGGUGAACUACGACGCGGCCAACUGGGCGCUGGUCUCAGGCGCGCUGCGGGACGGCUCGCUGUCCGAGUGCACCCGCGCCCAGGUGCUCGGCGACGCCUGGGGGCUGGCGCUGGCCGGCGAGCUGGGGCCGGACGCGGCCCUCGACCUCGCGCUCUUCCUCCAGGGGGAGCGGUCCCCGCGCGUCUGGGCGCGCUUCCUCGCCGAGGCGCAGGGCCUGGCCUGCUACCUGGGCGGCACGGAGGCGGCGCCCCUCUUCGCUGAGUACGCCAGGAUCCUGACGGACCGCUGUCUCCGGAUGCUGGGUCCCGCCGCGCAGGGAGAAGACGAGAGCGCCCGUCAGACGAGGGAGGCGGCCGAGAGGUUCCUGGACUCGCUCUCCGAGGAGCAGCACAACGCCUCCUUGGACCAGGUGUACGCGGCGUGGGUCGAGAGCAGCGACCCUGCAGAAUAUGCCAGGAGUCACGAGGUGCCGUUCGAGCGAGUCCUGAGGUGGGCGUCGCUGGAGCAGUUCAGGUUCGUGCUGGAGUACGCCCUGAAGCUGCUGGAGCUGGAACACGAGCAGGAGGCCAGGGGCGUGUUCCAGGCCCUGGCCGCGUCCACGUCGCAGCACUCCGAGAAAACCGAGUGGUUGCUGAAGGAGCUGCUGCUGACGGACUACGCCGCGGUGCCUGAGGACGUGAGGCGCUCCUGCCUGGACCAGCUGUCGCGCGGGUACAACUCCUCUCGCGCCGUGUUCCACUUCGUGCAGGACAACUGGGACGAGUUGCGACACAGCUUGGAUGGAAACCCUGAGCUGUGGAAACUGCUGAUGAAAGCCGCCACGGCAAGAUUCGUCACUCAGGAAGACUUGGACGCGUUCUCCGAGCUGUACGUGCAGCGGCGCGGCCACUUCGGCAGCGCGGAGCUGCUCGUGGAGAGGGCCCUGGACCGCAUGAGGGAGGACGCAGAGUGGACCAGCGACAACGUCCCCGUCGUCCACCGCUGGCUGGAGGACUUCCUGGAGUCCUCCGCCGCCUCGCUGGACCCGUAGACUGCUACGCAGAGCGGCCGGGAUCCUUGCUGUCCUCGUACAACUUUCAGAGACCUCUUCCAAUCCUGCAUUAUUUUUUAAGUGUGAAAUAGACUCCAGGCAAAUCUUACUUUUAAAUCAAAUCUGUGCGUGAUGAUUGUUAAAAUUAAAACACUUUUGGCACAAAAUUAUUCAACUGUUUGUGUAUUUUCCAAAUUUAACUGUCAACUAACUACUAACAUUUGAUGUGCAAUUUAUUGUAAAAACCCAAAACACCUUUCAAGUGAAAAAAAUUCAUUACUAAGAUUUUGUAAAUAAAAGCUAUGUAUCAGUUGUAAGAUUCACUGUGGUUUUGCCCGAAUAUCCGUCAUUGGGCAAUUAGCUAAAGAUUCAAAGCGUUGAGAAAGGAUGCAGUAAUCUGGAGUUAAUAUUGAAUGUUGAUUUAAUGCGAGCGAAUUGUAAAGCAUUGACAGGAUUAGGCUGCGUGGAUUGAUAGGAGCCAGACUGCGUGGAUUGACAGGAGACAGACUGCUUGUAUUGACGGGAGCCAGGCUGCGUGGAUUGACGGGAGACAGGCUGUGUGGAUUGAUGGGAGCAAGGCUGCUUGGAUUGACGGGAGCAAGGCUGCUUGUAUUGACAGGAGCCAGACUGCUUGUAUUGACGGGAGCCAGGCUGCGUGGAUUGACGGGAGACAGGCUGCGUGGAUUGAUGGGAGCAAGGCUGCUUGGAUUGACGGGAGCAAGGCUGCUUGUAUUUGACGGGAGACAGACUGAUUGUAUUGACGGGAGCCAGACUGCUUGUAUUGACGGGAGCCAGGCUGCGUGGAUUGACGGGAGACAGGCGGCGUGGAUUGACGGGAGACAGGCUGCGUGGAUUGACGGGAGACAGGCUGUGUGGAUUGACGGGAGACAGGCGGUGUGGAUUGAUGGGAGACAGGCGGCAUGGAUUGACGGGAGCCAGGUGGCGUGGAUUGACGGGAGACAGGUGGCGUGGAUUGACGGGAGCCAGGCUGCGUGGAUUGACGGGAGCCAGGCUGCGUGGAUUGACAGGAGACAGGCUGCGUGGAUUGACGGGAGCAAGGCUGCUUGGAUUUAUGGGAGCAAGGCUGCUUGUAUUUGACAGGAGACAGACUGAUUGUAUUGAUGGGAGCCAGACUGCUUGUAUUGACGGGAUCCAGGCUGCGUGGAUUGACGGGAGACAGGCGGCGUGGAUUGACGGGAGCCAGGUGGCGUGGAUUAACGGGAGACAGGUGGCGUGGAUUGACGGGAGACAGGCGGCGUGGAUUGACGGGAGACAGGCGGCGUAGAUUGACGGGAGCCAGACUACAUGAUGUGCCCUGCCGAGUGGAAGCAGGCAAUGGGUGCUAUGACUCGGACAUCACACUGAGAAGCUCGCUGCUAUCACUGUUCACCCGACCAAUGAAGUGAGCGGUGCUGCUAGAUGGAGAAGGUCGCUCUGAAUAGCAAGCUGGGCAUCUUAUUGGUUGUUCAGUCGCCACGCUGCUACCUCUAAGGAGAGUGCUGAAGCCACUACCAACAGCAAGGUUCAUUUUUUGAGGCGACAAACACUUAUAUAUGAUAGGUCUCUGCGAAUCCCGUUUUUUUUUUUAUUCCAAUCGAAUAUCAAAUUUAAAGAUACAGUUUUACACUUUCAGAAAUUUCUGAAAAAUACUGUGAGAUACAUAAGGGAAAUUUAUAUGUAACCAUAAUCAAAUGCUGAAAAUGCAAGAAAAAAUACUGGCAACACAAUUCAUUAUUUUUUACAUUUAAAAUAAAAAGAAAAUAAACCAUAAAUGUCUCAUUACACCUUCUUGGCAUCAUACAAAUUACACUUUUAAACUUUUAUGAACGUUUUCCACGUGCUGUAUCUAUUGGUAACGAAUAAAAAAUAUAUAUUUGAGUUUAAAUGUUGAAACAAAUAUAAUUUUUUGAAUACUUG